Zasmidium cellare ATCC 36951 is the source of this 678-nucleotide messenger RNA. RefSeq lists its product as uncharacterized. The transcript has a single exon. The record is from RefSeq and is a predicted model, not a curated record. The coding region runs from base 1 to 678 and encodes 225 amino acids. Lineage: Eukaryota; Fungi; Ascomycota; Dothideomycetes; Mycosphaerellales; Mycosphaerellaceae.
AUGUCUACGCAAUACAACGCCAUCCAGGGACCGUACGAUGAGCUUCGCAAGAAGACAAUACCCAUCGUCGAGCGGGUGAACGUCCGCUCCCUCGUAACGCUAUUCAUUCAAGACGCAACGGUUCUGGAUCUAGCGUGCGGCACAGGCUUCUACUCCCGUCACUUCGUGAAGUGGGGCCCCUGCAAAGUCGUUGGCGUGGACAUAUCUUCCGCAAUGAUAGAGCAGGCAAGAGCCAUGAACGCCAGCGAUGAUGCAGAAUUCAUCGAAGCCAACUGCGACACGCCCACCAUAUUUCCCGGCGGUCCAUUUGAUGUGAUAUUCGGCGCAUGGUAUCUCAACUAUGCGGCCACUGGUUCGGCGAUGUUGGAGAUGUUUCGAAACGUACUGCUCAAUUUGAAGCCAGGAGGCCGUCUCGUUGCUGAUACGCAGCCACCGGCCAACGACCCUGUCGAGUAUAUCCGGCGAGAAUGUGAGCAACGUCCUUUGCCAAUAGCAUCUGGCGGGCUAUACACUACUAUCAACAAGGAAGUCGCUGAUGGAGUCUACGAUCAUUACCACUCGGCAACGCCGGCAGGAGACCUGGAUUUCGACACAUCAUUUGCGGAAGGAUGUCUGGGAGGCAGCUGCGCGAGGAGCAGGGUUUCACGAAGUUUCACGAACCGAUUCAAUGGGGCGUGA